UCCAACAACAGCAGCCUCAAAGAGGCAGAAUGGUGAUUAGGUGCAGAUCAGCUCCAUUGCUCUCCCCCAGCAUCUCAAGAUUUAUCAAACACUCUUCUAUUUCUUCUUCCUCUCGCCUUCCUAUUUUCUUUAAAACGAGGAUUGAUUCUCUCAGCUUACCUAAAAACAUGACUUUACCCUCUAUUGCUAACUGCUUCUCUUCUACUGCUGCUGCUGCUGCUGCUGCUGCCACGGCCACUGCCCCAGUUCCCAUUGAAUCCACUUUGGUGGUGCUUUCGUUCUACAAGUUCGCUGAUUUUCCUGACCACGCUCAUAUGCGAAACUCCUUGAAGGACCUCUGCCAGCAGCUGCGUGUUUCAGGCGGUAUCAUUCUCGCACCUGAAGGAAUCAACGGAAGCAUAUGCGGGACUAGGGAAUCCGUGGACAAAGUGAUUGACUUCAUCAAAAGCGAUGAACGGCUGAAGGGGCUCAGACAGAUGGAAUCACCUGUCACUCCUGAGGAUGAAGCUAUCCAUCAUGGACACAGUGACACUUCUCCUCUGGCAGCAGGAGAGGAUACCCCCUUUCGGUGGGAUCAUGUCAGGGUCAAGGUGAAGAAAGAGAUUGUUACUCUAGGAAUGCCAGAGGUGUCUCCUAUUGAAAGGGUCGGGAAGUAUGUCAAACCAAAGGAGUGGAAUGAAUUGAUCAGUGACCCAGAUACUGUGGUGAUUGACGUCCGGAAUGCUUAUGAAACUAGAAUUGGGAAGUUUGAAAGAGCAGUAGAUCCUUGUACAACAUCAUUUCGCGAAUUUCCUUCUUGGGUGGAGAAUCAGUUCCAAUUUGAAGACACUGCGGAGGAGAACCAUCAAGAAGGAAACAAAGACACAGAUGUUGAGAGCCCAAAAGAAAAAAAGCCACCUCGUGUGGCUAUGUAUUGUACUGGAGGAAUUAGAUGUGAGAAAGCUUCAAGUUAUCUUCUCAGCAAAGGUUUCAAAGAGGUUUAUCACCUGGAAGGUGGGAUUCUGAAAUACCUAGAGGAAGUUCCAAAGUCUGAGAGCCGGUGGGAGGGUGAAUGCUUUGUUUUUGACAAGCGAGUCUCAGUGAAGCAUGGGUUGGAACAGGGUGAAUUCAAGCUGUGCUAUGGAUGUAAGCAACCAGUGAGUGAUGCUGACAUGGAAACUCGAGAAUGGGAGACUGGGGUUUCUUGUCCGUAUUGUUAUUCAUUGAAAUCGGAGGAAGAAAAGGAAAGGGCAAGAGCACGGCAUAUGCAGUUUAAGAGCUGGGGCCUCAUUGGAGGUCCUGACAAGGGUCGCCGGCCAAUAUCUAAACCAGAUAGUAAUACUAAUAGGAGCAGCUUAAACAAGCAGUCAAGCUGAAUGUAGGCAGUAAGCUGCAAGAAUAGAUGAUUUUGUUAGAAUGAACUUGGACUAUUUUUAUCUACCGGUGUCUCUGCCUUGCAGUGUUAUUAAUUAAUUCUUUUAUGUGUAAUUGAAAUUAGCAAAGCAGCAUUUCCUUUUAUUAUUACUCUUCACUCUUCAGCUAAAUGUUACUAUUUUAAAGCUUA
This is a messenger RNA of Mercurialis annua (annual mercury), 1543 nucleotides long. Its product is annotated as rhodanese-like domain-containing protein 7. Lineage: Eukaryota; Viridiplantae; Streptophyta; Magnoliopsida; Malpighiales; Euphorbiaceae. The record is from RefSeq and is a predicted model, not a curated record. The transcript is spliced from 5 exons. The coding region runs from base 30 to 1355 and encodes 441 amino acids.